AUGAGUUCUCCUCUAGGCGAUGUUUGCUCGUACUGCUGUGAAGGCAUAGACGGGGUUCCCCAUAGGCAUGAGUUGUGGAAAUCUUAUAAUAUGUGCACUUAUUGUAUGAACAACUUAAAAUCAUGUUUUUCUUGUGAAAAAAAAAUUAAAAAAAAUAUGAAUUCAUCCUUUCCCUCUUUUUGCUGUGGAUGGAAAGUUAACAAUUUGUGUGAGGAGUGUAGACAGUUAUCUCUAAUUUGCUGCGAUAAAAAUUUAACAGCAAUUAUGGCCGAAAUAUUAUAUUAUUUAGACCAUUACAUGCGUAUACAAAUAUCACACAAGUUUAUUAUUCUUCAGAAUAUUUAUACAUUUAAUAAAAUAAAUUAUGAUGAUAUGAAUCAUAGCUGCACAUUUGAAUAUGACCAUAUUAAAUAUAUGAAUAAGGAGAAGAAUAAUUAUGCUUUUAUUUUUGAAAAUGUUGAGAUAGGUAACAUGGGUAAUAGAAAUAAUAAUCAAUCAUUUAUUUCCCAUGAAUAUUCCAAAAAGUCAGUUUACCUGAACAGUAGAUAUUUUUCUGACAUAUAUAAGGAAAAUAAUACUACUCAAUCGGAAUACAAUACAGAACGGAAAAGACAAGGAGGAAUAAAAACUUUAAUGAAUGAAUUAAAAUUUUUAAAGAAGAGAAAAAAGAAUAAAAUGGGAAACUCAUUUUUUAUGGAAGAAGAAAUUAAGUCUACAGAAGUAAAUAAGGCAAAGAUACAUUUUUUGUCCCCCUUAAGAUACAUAAAUAGGAACGAAAUAAAAAUUAAAAGUAAAAGUAAAGAUAGUAGUAGUGAUGUGAUUUCACCCAAUCAUUUAAGGAGUGAACAGUUGGAAGAUGAAGCUAACAUUGAAAAUGCUAUUAUAGAAGAGAGACCCUCCUCAAUGGAUAAAAAAAAAGGGAUAUUUAACGAGAGUUUAGAAAUAAGACAAAAAGAAAGUGAAGAAGUAACGGAAUUAAUAAACAGUGCAAGGAACAGAGAGUACACAGUAAAACCUCUAUUUUCGAGAUGCUCAAGUUUAUAUAACUAUGCAACAAGGUCCCUUUUGGAAUAUAUUAAAAGGUUAAAAGAGAAACAAGUUGAAAAAAAAAAAUAUAUAUAUUAUAAUAAUGUAAUUUAUUCGUAUAAAAAGGGGAAAAAACGGAAAGAAAAACAAAAAAAAGAUACUCAAAAUUGGGAAGAGAAGAAAAUUGACCAAAUUAUGGAUAAGUAUAAUUUAAAUAUUGUAUUAUAUUUUAUGAACAGACAUAAUGAAAGUGAAAUAUACAAUAGGUUAUUAAACAAUCAGUUAAAAUAUAAAGAUCUGUUAUAUUUUAAAAAUAUAUUUAAUAAUAAUUCAAAUGAAAAAACAGCAGCUACUUGUGCUACUUGUAACUGUGUGAUUAUUUCCAAAAAAAAAUUGAUCCAGUUACAUGAACAAAAUAAAAAAUUCAGAAAUUAUAAAUAUAAAAAUCUAAAUUUAAAUGUAAACUUAAAUACAAAUUUAAAAAUUUUUUUUCAUUAUGAUAAUGAACAUAUAAAACUGAUUGAUCAUUUAUCUUUAACUAAUUCAAUCCCCAAAAUUUCUUUUUUCUUUUAUAUGUGCCAUGAAUUAAUGCAUACAUACAUAUGGCUUUCCAAAAUUAAAAAAUCCAAACGUUUUUGUCAUAUUUAUUCCUUGGUCAGAAUAUUAUAUGACCAUUCUUUUCCGGAAGAAAAAAAAUAUAGGCACCAAAAUUAUCAUCAAAAUUAUCAUCAAAAUUAUCAUCAAAAUUUGUCUUUUUAUUUAUCACCCGAGUUGGAAGAAGCUAUAUGUAUCCACGUUUCAAUUGAAUUUAUUCAACAUAUAAAGAAAAAUAUUCUGAACAAUAAUACUUACGAAACUGAGCUUAUAGACUAUUACGUUCGAACAUAUGAAUGUAGCAAAUCCCCAAUAUAUGGCACUAAUUACAGAUUAUUUAAAAAAAUUAUUCGUAAUUAUAAAAUUAUUGAAGUAAUGCAAAUUAUCAAUGAUGUAUAUUGCACAAAAUUUUACCCAGUGAUAACCCUCAGUUUAUUGCAAGCCGUUAUUUCGUUAAUUGACCUUAAUUAA
Plasmodium malariae is the source of this 2091-nucleotide messenger RNA. Its product is annotated as conserved Plasmodium protein, unknown function. The record is from RefSeq and is a predicted model, not a curated record. Bases 1 to 2091 code for a protein of 696 amino acids. Lineage: Eukaryota; Apicomplexa; Aconoidasida; Haemosporida; Plasmodiidae. The transcript has a single exon.